AUGCCAAAAGUCCUCGUCACCGGUGCAAACGGCUACAUCGGCAAUGCCGUUGCCAAAGCCUUCAAUCGCGCCGGCUGGAAGACAUACGGCCUCAUCCGCCGCAUCCAAGACGCACCAGACCUCACUCAAAACGAGAUCCAUCCGAUCAUCGGCACUCCGGAAACUCUGGUUUCUUCUUCUAGCAACGGAGAGGAGGACACCUGCAUAUUCGACGUCGUCGUGUCUAAUUCCGAGGACUGGUCCGACUAUGACGCCCACUUCCAACAGGUCAAGGCCAUGUUGACGCAUAUCGGGCAGCGCACAUGGGAGUCGGCGCAUGUUCGCACCCUUGUGCUGUUUAGUAGUGGGUGUAAGGACUAUGGCAUGACGGGAAAGCAUGGCGAUGCUGAUCUGAGUCCGCAUACCGAGACAAGUCCGUUGGAUGCGUUUCCCAUUCUCCUUCCACGCACUCGGAGCGCUGCUAGUCUUCUAGACAGUAGCAAUCCUUUGCCGUUUGACGUGGUCGUGCUGCGUCCCACGAAUGUCUAUGGCUAUGGGUCCAGCUACUAUGGUCCCCUGUUUGCCUGGGCAGAAAGGGCCAAAAACGAGGGAGGAGACGUGUUGCGAGUCGCUGCCGACCCCAAAACCAUCAUGCAUUCUGCCCACAUUGACGACUGCGCACUUGCCUACGUGAAACUAGCCGAGCAUCCACGCAGAGACGAAAUCAAAGGUCAGGCAUUCAACAUUUCCAAUUCGAGAUAUGAAACAACUCGUGAUGUUUGUGAGGCCUUGGGCAAGUCUUAUGGGCUUUCCGUUGAAUACAAAGACCCCAAGCCGUUCGAAAACAUCAUCCCGGGCAUGAUCGAGGCUGUCUUGCAAUACUCACAAUGGGUCUCGUCGGACAAGAUCCGUCGGCUAACUGGAUGGGAAGAAAAGCGAGCUCAUUUCGCCAGUGGCAUUGCAGAAUAUCGAAUGGCAUACGAGGCAGCGCUGGCCGCAAACCACGAGGGUACAAAGAAGAUAUACACCAUUUUCCAGAAUCCAGAUAUCCUGCGUUGCCAGUGGAAAGAUGCAUAA
Molecule: messenger RNA, 1056 nt
Organism: Talaromyces atroroseus
Lineage: Eukaryota; Fungi; Ascomycota; Eurotiomycetes; Eurotiales; Trichocomaceae
Exons: 1
Coding region: 1-1056 (351 amino acids)
Source: RefSeq, a predicted model, not a curated record